AUGAGCUUGUCUUCUGCUAAAGUUCUUGAUGAGUCACAAGGAGCUAUCAAAAAACUCAAACUGAAGAAAACGGACGUGUUCAAUCUAUCUAAUGGAGAACGUAUUGUGGUUGAUUUUGACGACUUAGAUUCUCCUAUUGGCGAAGGACAAGGCAUUCUUGCAGGUUUUUGUGGAAUUUUAGCAAAAGACAGCUCCAUAUUUCCAGUUCACUUUGAAAAAUGGUCGGAUUUACCUGCAGCAUACUUCAACAAUUGCUUUGAUCAAUUUAUAAAGCCGCGAUUUUGUUUUAGGACCAGCGAGUCAAAUGCAAGGCGAUAUGCAUAUAGUUCGAUGUGUAAGAAGUGGGGUGCAAGAAGGCUAAAGUUGUUUAAUGCAAUUGAUGACCCACUUAAGAGCAGAGAUCAGAUAAGAGCUGAGGCAAUUAAUAAAGUUCCAGAUGGGAUUCCACGGGAUCAAUGGAUUUCUUAUGUUGAUUACCGCCUUAAAGAAAAAACAAGGGAAAUGUGCAAAAGAAAUGCUGAAAUUCGGAAGACACAAACCAUUUCACACAUCGGUGGCUCCAAACCCGACUCCAGAAGAAGGGCUGAAAUGAUGGCUAAUAGCGGACAAAAUCCUGGAUGAGGUCAACUUUAUCUUGCUACUCAUAGGAAUGAAGAUGGAUCAUAUGUUAAUGAGGCAGCAAAAGAGAUAUGUGUAAGUUUUUAUGUAAUUGUGGAUUCAGUAAAUUUCUUCAAAUCAUCUUCCAAGUGGA
Molecule: messenger RNA, 751 nt
Organism: Lycium barbarum (goji berry)
Lineage: Eukaryota; Viridiplantae; Streptophyta; Magnoliopsida; Solanales; Solanaceae
Exons: 5
Coding region: 1-621 (206 amino acids)
Source: RefSeq, a predicted model, not a curated record